Messenger RNA from Closterium sp. NIES-65, 2586 nucleotides. The record is from the annotation of a GenBank genome assembly. NCBI's taxonomy places the organism in Eukaryota, Viridiplantae, Streptophyta, Zygnematophyceae, Desmidiales, Closteriaceae.
AUGGCGCUUUUCUCCUCCCUUAUGGCCUCCUCUUCUGCCUUUCUCCUUCACGCGGCUGUCGCCUGGUGGGAGGAUGACGUGGCAGCGUUCCUGGCAGGGAUGGGUCGCACGCUGGCAGCAACAGCCCUAGUAGCAGCAGCCAUGGUGCUAUCUCUCAUCAACUCCCUAGGCCUUGAAAUGGACAUGCUCUUUUCCUCCCUCAGGGCUUUCCUCCAGCUCUGUGCCAUCGGCUUUGUACUCAAUUUUGUCUUCUCCGUUACCGGGAUAGUCUCGGUGCCUCUCAUCUUCCUCACCUUCUGCUUCAUGGUUACCAUCGCGGGGGUUACUGCAGCCUCCCGUGCCUCUCUCCCAGCUCUUCGCCUCGUCACCUGUGCGUCCAUCUUCAUCUCUUGCUCUGUCUCCCUCGUCGCGCUGCUCCUCCUUGGCAUCUUCCCUGCCACGCCGCGCUUCCUCAUUCCAGUUGCGGGGAUGCUUGUAGGCAAUGCAAUGACAGCCACUGGCGUGGCACUCCGCAGAUUGCGAGAAGAUCUCAAGUCAAGCGCAGCACAGGUGGAGGCGGCAUUGGCGUUGGGGGCCAAUCCCAUGCAAGCAGCAGCAACACUCAGGAGGCGAGCGCUGGUAGUCGCCCUGGCUCCUCUCCUUGACUCUACCAAGACUGUGGGUUUGAUUUCCCUGCCGGGAGCUAUGACUGGGCUGAUUAUGGGUGGUGCGUCCCCGUUUGAAGCCACGCACUUGCAGAUUAUAGUCAUGUAUAUGCUGAUGGCAGCAGCCACUGGGAGCAGUGUGCUGGCGGUUUCCUUUGCGUGGGCUCUUUUAACAACGCUUAGCUCGACGUCACUCCUGGAAGCAGUUGCGACAGAUGCAGCAGGAGGGGGAGGGGGAGGGGGAGUAGCAGGUUCCGCGGAUUCUGUGUCGUCGUUUGGCGCAGCGCCUCUCGCUUCCGCGCUCUCGCCCAUGGGCGGAAACCCGGGCGUCACUCCCCUCCCCCGGCGAAGCACCGCGCGGGCGGGGGACGAGAGGGACGACGCGGAGAAGGGGAGAGAUUGGGGGAAGGGGGAGUCCGAUGGGGAAGGCGGAGGAGAGUCCCGACUCCCCGGAUCCGCGGGCGCAGCGCAGGGCUGGUUCGCGCGGAUGUCCUCGGGGGGAAGCGGAAGCGGAGUCGGCGGAGCGGUCAGCGGGCAGAAGCGCAACCCCGCGCUAUCGGUUGCUGCGAUGGGUAUUCGGCCGGGGACCCUUCUGCUGUGCUUUAUCGCGGGGCUGACUGCGGGGUUGCUGUGGCUAGACGGCGCGCAUAAGGGCGUGUGGCCUCUGCUUUCCGACCUGCACCCAUUCCGCCAGGAGAAGGUCGUGCGCCCCGCGCUUUCCCCCGCGGGCUUCCGCCAAGAGCGGCUGGCGGAGGCGGUUGCGCGGAGGGAGGCGGAGGUGGAAGCGGCCGGGGAUCGCGUGCGAGGGACAAUGCUGUUGGCUGGUGGGAGUGGCGACAGCAGCAGCAGCAGCAGCAGCAGCAGCAGCAGCAGCAGCAGCAGCAGCAGCAGCGAUACUAUUCUAGGCACUCACAAGGACAGUGGUAGCAGCAGCACUUUGGGUCGACUGCCCUCCUCUCCGCUCUCGUCUUCGUCCUCCUUCCCCUCCGAAUCCGCCUCCUCCCUCACCACCCUCCGCGUUCCGCCGGCCCCCGACAGCGCGCAGUGCUCCGCGUACCACCGCGUGGACGCGCGCACGGGGAAAGAAACAGGCGGCGGCGUGCGCCCGCUGCUCAUCAUCGUCACCCCCACGUACGUCCGCCCAUUCCAAGCCAUGUACCUGCACCGCCUCGCGAACCUCCUCGCGCAAGUCCCGCCGCCGGUGCUCUGGCUCGUGGUGGAGAUCUUCCCGCAAUCCGCGGAGACGGCGGCGCUGCUGCGCGGGACGGGGCUGGUGUACCGGCACCUGGUGGCGCACAAGAACAUGACGGACAUCAAGGACCGCGGCGUGCACCAGCGCAACGCCGCCAUGGAGCACGUGGAGAAGCACCGCCUGGACGGCAUCAUGUACUUCGCGGAUGACGAUAACAUCUACUCGCUCGAGCUCUUUGAGGAGAUGCGCGCCAUCAAACGCUUUGGCACAUGGCCAGUGGCAAUGCUGCAGCAGGGCAAGUCUCGGGCAACUCUGGAGGGGCCAGUGUGCGAGGCCGGCAGGGUGAUUGGGUGGCACACCAACGAGAAGAGCCGGCGAGUGAGGCGCUUCCACGUGGACAUGUGCGGAUUCGCGUUCAACUCCACCAUUCUCUGGAACCCGUCGCUGUGGCGCCGCCCGACGGACCAGCCAAUCAGACAGCUGGAUUCUGUGAAGGAGGGGUUUCAGGAGACCACGUUCAUAGAGCAACUAGUGGCAGACGAAUCACAGAUGGAGGCGCUAGCAGACGACUGCUCUCGGGUGCUUGUGUGGCAUGUGCAUCUGGAAGCGCCCCGCAUCUCCCCCUUCCCCCACUGGAGCGCCCCCCUCGUUCUCCCACCCAUACUCUCUGCCCGGGUUCCACCUGCUGUUACUGCUGGGGGGGGUGCUGCUGCUGGUGGUGGUUCUGGAGAUGGUGGCACAGUUGAGUAA